AUGGUUGAUAUUUUACCCAAUUCGUUUUCAGUCCAUGGCGACCAAGAACUCGAACCUCCGGCCGAAUCACCGGAAAUCGAGAAACUGGGUGUGGAUGACAUGUUACAGAAGUAUUGCGGCGAGUUCGGGUCCUGGCAAUUGAGGCACUUCUUGUUGACAUGCUUGGCUUGGGCUCUCGAGUCCAUUCACACCACCGUCAUGAUCUUCGCCGACCGCCAACCGGGCUGGCGGUGCUUGGACGGUGGCUCUGGGCGGGGUUGCUCGCCCGACGCCCAUAGUGUCUGUGACCUUAGGCCUGGCUCAUGGGAGUGGAUCCAUGGUAAGGGAAGCUCGACGGUGGCUGAGUGGGGCUUGGUCUGUGAUUUUUAA
Ilex paraguariensis (yerba mate) is the source of this 369-nucleotide messenger RNA. The record is from the annotation of a GenBank genome assembly. Lineage: Eukaryota; Viridiplantae; Streptophyta; Magnoliopsida; Aquifoliales; Aquifoliaceae.